Molecule: messenger RNA, 473 nt
Organism: Drosophila gunungcola (fruit fly)
Lineage: Eukaryota; Metazoa; Arthropoda; Insecta; Diptera; Drosophilidae
Gene: Spase12
Product: signal peptidase complex subunit 1
Exons: 3
Coding region: 118-411 (97 amino acids)
Biological process (GO): protein targeting to ER
Cellular component (GO): endoplasmic reticulum membrane; signal peptidase complex
Source: RefSeq, a predicted model, not a curated record
GAAUAGCCUUACUUAGGUAUUUUUUAUACACACGGUCAUACUGUUUAUAUGCUGACGUGCCGCACAGGAAUUGUUUACGUGAAAACUAGCUGAUUUAAAGGAAAAACCUCAAACAAAAUGCUGGACAUACAGACACAUAUGGACUUUGCUGGCCAGGGAAAAGCUGAGCGUUGGUCUCGCUUUAUCAUAACAUUUUUUGGAGUAAUCGGCUUGAUCUACGGAGCAUUUGUGCAGCAAUUUUCGCAAACUGUCUAUAUCCUUGGAGUCGGAUUCGUGCUCUCCUCCUUGAUCACCAUUCCACCCUGGCCCUUGUAUCGCCGUAAUGCUCUGAAAUGGCAAAAACCCAUCGACACGGAUGCCAAAUCCUCCAGUUCCGAGUCCGGUGAUGAGGGCAAAAAGAAGAAGAAAUAGUCUUAGCCAACAGUAAUGUGUAUUUCUCACUAUCCAAUAUAAUAUAUACAUAGAAAACUAAA